CUGCAGACUUCACAAUUCAAUCUGCACUGACAGUGAGUUAUGGAAAAGAUGGCCUUAUUCUCUGUGUUAAUUAUCUUAGCUUGUCUGCAUGUCCACAGUGUGAGGAGUGCUAUUGCUUCCACAAAGUUAGACUGUGUGAAUGGAGGUAGUUCCACUGUGGGAACAGUCGACGAGGAUUAUGAAGGAGAUGUAGAGAUCAUCACUAAUAUUGGGCCUAAUGAUCGUCCGUUUCUGGAGCCACAUUUGACUGGAAAUGUUCGGUCACUGUUAGAACUGGUUUACACUGAAGGAGACUCAACCGCUAUCGUACGGACCAUCAAACCACUGGAUUAUGAAGAAAUUAGGCCGUAUUCAGAUGCUGUGUAUUAUUUUAUCACCUGCGCAAGAGGGCCGAAAAACCACCGGACACUGUAUGUUCGGGAUGUCAAUGACCACCCUCCAAUCUUCCAGAGCAAAUCGUACAGCGCCACUGUGUCAGAGACGACGGCUGUGGGUUCAAAUGUGCUCACUGUGGUGGCACGUGAUGCAGAUGCGACAAUGGACAACAAAAGAGUUUGGUAUUCUAUAUUGCCUCCAGUACCAGAUGCCUUUGAAGUGAAUACAAUUCACGGUAACAUCAGGUUGACUAAACCUCUGGACUACAACAGUGUUCAACAGUACAUCUUCACCGUGGAAGCUAAAGAUAUAGGAGAACUCAAAGACACAACAACAGUUACAAUAACGGUUGAAAAACAAAAACAAAACACGGAGGAAAAUCAGGAAGAAGACUUCUCAGACAUCACUCCUGAGGACAUAAAAGAUCAAGAUGGCGACACGGACAUCAACAAGCCUGUAAAUGCCCCGGCGUUCAUAUAGGAACCACUAGCAGGGUGUUAAAGUAACACUGAAGCAGUGUUAGAAUUAAUUAGAUACUGAAGUGAUUAAUUAAGUGAUGAUUGAUUGAUUAUUGAAGACACCUGAUGAUAACAAGCAGAAUCAUUGAAGGAAAGAGAAAAAUAACUAUAUCUGUUUUCCAACCACAGCCUUAGAUGAAAUCAACUGAAAAGACAUUAUAUCUCUCUUAUUACAAACCAGACUGACUUUAUUUCUGUCAUCUGUUUACAGUUCUUUUUGAGAAUUAAGAGAGGUUUAGAUGUGGAUGUUUUAUUGAAAAAAUCACCAUUACGGUGAUCAGUGUUUCAUUUAGUUGGGCAGUUUGACUCUCUUUUUACGUCAGUUUGUGGUUUUUGGAACAGUACUUAUACUAAAACACAUACAAGUAAUAAGGAAAGAUAAUCAGGUGAUAUAUCUGUUAUCAUCAUAAAGGAAAACUAUUGACUAAUGUCAUCACUGAUCAAAAGCAGUUACUUGUUAUUAACAGAUUUUCAUGAACAAUACUCUCUUGCCAUAGAUCAAACAUUCUGAUUUCUGAUUUAGUUCAAAAGUGUUUUGUUUUACAAUGUGUUCAGAAGCUCAAAACUCGUGUACACAUUUUGUCAUUCAGUUUGUCUGAUUAAAGCUUUUUGAUUUCA
Megalobrama amblycephala (Wuchang bream) is the source of this 1511-nucleotide messenger RNA. Its product is annotated as protocadherin beta-6-like. Gene Ontology annotation, molecular function: cadherin binding; calcium ion binding. The transcript has 9 exons. Gene Ontology annotation, biological process: adherens junction organization; calcium-dependent cell-cell adhesion; multicellular organism development. The record is from RefSeq and is a predicted model, not a curated record. NCBI's taxonomy places the organism in Eukaryota, Metazoa, Chordata, Actinopteri, Cypriniformes, Xenocyprididae. Bases 40 to 855 code for a protein of 271 amino acids. Gene Ontology annotation, cellular component: plasma membrane; adherens junction; catenin complex.